AUGGUCGACCUUCAGAAACUACGCGACGCAAUUGCCUCCGGCUCGGUACUUGUGCCGGGGGAUGAAGGAUACGAAGACAGUCUGAAGCGGUGGAGUAAGACGGCCGAGAAGCGAGCUAAAGUUGUUGUGAAAACCAGCAACGCGAGCGAGGUCUCGACAGCCAUUAAGUUUGCCGUCGAGAAUGGCAUACCUAUGACGGCUGCCGGUGGAGGCCACGCCACCAGUGGCACAUCCUCAAGUGAGGGCAUGGUCAUUGACCUCUGCAAGAUGCGCCAGGCCAACGUCGACAAGGUCAACCACACGAUCACGUUUGGGGGUGGUUGCCUCUGGAAGGAUCUGGACGACGCGCUCGAUCCUCUGGACCUGGCUAUCGUGGGUGGGACCGUGAACCACACCGGCGUCGGUGGACUGAUCCUAGGCGGCGGCCACGGGUAUUUGAGUUCCAAGCACGGCCUGACGAUUGACAACCUCCUGUCGGUGGAGAUUGUCACUGCCGACGGCACAGUUCAGGAAGCUUCGGCGGAGAAGAACCCGGAUCUGUUCUGGGCUGUGCGAGGUGCAGGUGCGCAAUUCGGCGUCGUCACAAAGUUCACCUCUCGAGUCCACCCACAGGGUUCGGUCUACAGCGGUGCCCUGAUUUUCAUGGCCGACAAGCUACCCCAGCUUGUCGGCGCCGUUAACAAUUUCCACGAGAAGGAUAACCGCGAAGGCCACUGCAUUGUCCUUGCCAUUGGGUAUGGCCCCGACGGCCAGAGCCACAUGCUCAUCGUCUCGCCCCUUUUCCACGGCUCCGAGCAGGAGGGUCGGGAGUUCUUCAAGGACCUGUUUGAUGUCGGGCCCAUCAUGGAUACAACCCAGGUGAUGCGCAUGCGCAACGUCAAUGAGCUUAUCAACCCGCUGGCCGGACACGGCAUCCGGCGCCUUAUGGGCUCUGGCAACGUGGCGAUGCCCCUGAAGGCCGAGGACGUUCAGAAGACGGCCGAUACGUUCUGGAGUUUCUGUGACGCCACCCCAGGCGCGACCCCCCAGAGUGCUAUUGCGCUCGAAUUCUUUCCCAUGCACAAGGUCCGCGAGGUUGGCCUCGAGGAGACAGCCUACACCAACCGCGGCGACUACUACGACGUCGUCACCAUGUUUGGCUGGACGGAUCCGGCGCAGGACGACGCUUUCCGUGAGUUCAACAGGGAGAUUGUCAAGCAGAUCCGCGAGACUCUGGGGUACCAGUACGAUCCUGAUAAGGACGAGAAGCAAGACGCGCCCAUUGGACGGUAUAUCAACAUGGAGGCGGAUGUACUGCGGCCAGAGGAUGCGUACGGCUCGAAUCUCAAGAGGCUGAGGGAGGUCAAGUCCAAGUAUGACCCCAGCAACGUUUUCCACAAGUGGCACGGACUAGACAUCAAGGCUUCAGGGACUGGUGGUCUCUGA
Messenger RNA from Emericellopsis cladophorae, 1425 nucleotides. Its product is annotated as 6-hydroxy-D-nicotine oxidase-like protein. The record is from RefSeq and is a predicted model, not a curated record. NCBI's taxonomy places the organism in Eukaryota, Fungi, Ascomycota, Sordariomycetes, Hypocreales, Bionectriaceae. The transcript is spliced from 2 exons. Bases 1 to 1425 code for a protein of 474 amino acids. Gene Ontology annotation, molecular function: FAD binding; oxidoreductase activity.